GUGGAAUGGGAGGAGGAGGAAUGGUAGGAAUGGGUGGAGGCACGGGAACCGGAAUGGGCAGUGUUGGAGGAAUCGGGUCCAGAGCUGGUGAGCCAUACCGCCUAGCCACUCAUGAGAGUCCAAGCUCACCUCGACACAUGCAGACCAGCCAGGGAGCUAGCAUGGGGCACGGCCAAGGGACUGGUCACGGGAUGGGUCAAACUUCAGCUAUGUCCGGCAUGGGAGCUCACACGGGUCAAAGUCCUGGUCAGCAUGCUUCUCGCAGAAACCUCCAAGUUGACUUCAGUGGUGGCGGAGGCUCCAGGACGGGCCGGUCUCCCUCCGUGUCUCCUGAUCGCGGCAUGACACCAACCUCUCCUUACUCCGUGCCACAGAUUGCACCCAUGCCAAGCAGCAAACUGUGCCCUGUGUGCACCACCACAGAGCUGUCCAACCCACCGGCUGUACCCAACUACAACACCUGUACCCAGUGCAAGGCUACUGUCUGUAACCAGUGUGGGUUCAACCCAAACCCCCACCUCACUGAGGUACAGGAAUGGUUGUGUCUGAACUGUCAGAUGCAGAGAGCCCUUGGCAUUGAUAUGACCACGCCUCGUUCCAAGAGCCAGCAGCAGAUUCACUCUCCGUCCCACCAAGCCAAGCCCAUUGUCCAACCUCAGCAGCCCACGUCACAGCCAACAGCGCCGGUAGCAGCAGCACAGUCCAAACCUAUGGCCCAGACUCAGUCUGUCCAGCAACAGCAGGCUCAGUCUCAGCCCUACAGGCAGGCGCAGCCCUACUCCCAACCCCAGCCGUACUCCCAGACGCAGCAGUAUCCUCAAUCCCAAAACCAGUCGUACCCCUCCUCACAGCCAAGGCCCCAGGCCCAGCCACACGAGUCUCCAGGCUUACAAAGACAUCCGGGCCCCGCAGGCCCCCAGGCUCAAACAGGGCAAUCUCAGCAGGGCAUGCGGUCCGACCCGUACUCCCAGAGAGGUCCCGGACCUUCAGGGCCUAUUGGAGGUUCAGCGGGAGGCCCUGGCCAGCUUGGAGGUCCUCGGAUUCCCCAUCCGGGUGCAGUUCCUUUACCGGGUUUGACAAAGGCACCAUCCCAGCCUGAAUUGGGCCGUGGCUCCCCAAUGCAUCAGUCAAUGGCACGGCACCAUGACCAAACCCGGAGCGCGGGAUCUUCCCCGGCCCACCGACCUCAGAGUCAGGCUCCUCCCCCUGCCCAGGAUGGCCUGACCAAACUUUUUGGCUUUGGGGCAUCACUACUCAAUCAGGCCAGCACUCUGAUCAACGUUGACCCUCUGCCCACUGCGUCCACGCAGCCAAGCCCGGCACGAGGUAAAGUGGUGUUCAGCAAUGCAGCUUCUGACAACAGGCAGCAACAGCAGCAAAAGCUUUUCGGGAUGGGGGGUCCUAGUGCUCCAGGUCCACAAAGCCAGGGGCAAAUGGGAGGUCCUAUCCCGCCAUCAAUGACCGGUCCCAAGAUGCCAUCGCAGACUGGAGCUCCUCAUGAUCCAAGUCAACCAGGAGGAGCCAUGAGUGGACCACAUGUACCGGUCCAGAAGCCACAGCAGAAGACCACGCCCCAUCACCAAGAAACUCAGCAGCAGUCGCCUGCUCACCAUCAAAAAGGCCAACAAGCAAAACAGCCGCAGUUACAAGGACAGCAGCAUCAGCAAACGCCCUCACACGAGCAGAAAGCAGCACAGAAGCAGGAGCCUUCUGCUGCUCCCGCUGUCGCACCCGAGCCAGAAAAGCCCAAGGUGAACUGUCCUCUCUGUAAAACCCAGCUGAACAUCGGCAGCUCCGACCCACCCAACUACAACUCCUGCACACAGUGUCACAGUCAAGUGUGCAACCUGUGUGGCUUCAACCCCACGCCGCAUCUGGUGGAGAAAAAAGAGUGGUUGUGUCUAAACUGCCAGACCCAGCGUUUGAUGUCAGGAGGUGGGCUCGACGAACCUCCCCUUCCCAUCCCCCAUCCUUCCCCCAAACACCAGCCAAUGGGUUCACCUCGUCACCAGACACCAACAAGUCAGCAAAGCCCGCUCCACAAACCCACCACUCAGCAGACGACCAAACCGAGCCAGCCCCAGACACAAAAAACUACUCAGUCGGCCACAGGUGUCAGUGGACCACCCGUCACCACGACUGCCAAACAGCCGACUGAAACCAAGACCACAGCACCGUCUACAACGCCAGUACCAGCCACUGAGGCCCAGAAGCAGACGAAAGCAACAGAGGAGAAGAUCAAGACCGACACAGAGAACCAAACUACCAAAGAGACUAAACCAAGCCAGAAGAAAGGAGAGCAGAUCACACCGAUCAAGGAAAUCAAGAAGUCCAGACAAUAUGAUGACACAAAAAACAACAGCUCCCAUGACCUGUCACGAAGCCCUCAGAGCCUUAGUGACACUGGUUACUCCUCUGAUGGCAUCUCAAGCUCCCACAGCGAAAUUACUGGGUUAAUUCAGGAGGAGGAGAUGAAGCUUAGCGAGAGAGGAAUUAUUGGACGAGGUUCCCCACCAAGCCCCUCUGAAAUCACAAAGCUGGAGAGUUCCAUGAGGCCACUGCUGGAGAAGAGCUUCUCUGAAGAAAAGGCGGAUAGACGGGGAAGGAAACACCGAGACAGAGACUUGGAUGAUAGGGGGAAGCAGCGUCCACGCUCCUUAUCAAUCCCACCAGAUGCAUACGACUCUGAUGAGGAAUUAGAGGGCAUAUUAGAGGAAGAAGAGAAUGUGGGAGACUGGGAGGGUAAGAGAAAAGAAGGGAAGGACGAAAAGAAAGAGAAGAAGAAAAAAGACAAAGACGCCGAGCCCACGGAGAUGACUGACGAGGAGUUCAUGAGAAGACAAAUAAUGGAGAUGAGUGCAGAUGAAGACAUUGAAGAGGAGGAAGAGAUGGAAGAAGAUGAGGAUGAGGAAGACGAAGGAUAUGGCUACCAGAAACCAAAAAGGAGCCACCACAAGCAUAUGAUAACAGAAUCGGGGAAAGAGAAGAGACGUCUUCAGCAUCACUCCAGCAGCUUUGAGGAGGAAACCAAGAGUUCCACUGAUGUCUAUAAAAGCUCGCUGGAAGAGGGUGAAGAAGAUGUGAUGGCAUCUCAAGGGGGCUUGAGGCGCUUCAAAACCAUUGAACUCAACAACACAAACAGUUACAGCCGAGAUAUGGAACUGAACAAUGAAAACGACUUGAGCCUCGAUCGUGAACCAGAGCUGGAGAUGGAAAGCCUGACUGGUUCUCCUGAGGAGCGUUCUCGGGGUGACUAUUCUUCAACGCUGCCACCCACAUCUUCUUCGUAUGGCUCAGGACAGUCUCCUACAUCCAUCUCGUCAAUGGAGGAAGACAGCGACAGUAGCCCCAGCAGAAGGCAACGACUGGAAGAAGCUAAGCAGCAGAGAAAAGCACGGCAUCGUUCUCACGGCCCCUUACUUCCAACCAUUGAAGACUCUUCAGAGGAAGAGGAAAUGAGGGAAGAAGAGGAGCUCCUGAGAGAACAGGAGAAAAUGAGGGAAGUAGAACAACAAAGAAUAAGGAGUACAGCAAGGAAAACUAAAAGAGACAAGGAGGAACUGAGGGCACAGAGGCGAAGAGAGAGAUCCAAGACACCACCUAGCAACCUUUCACCAAUAGAAGAUGCUUCACCCACAGAAGAGUUAAGACAAGCAGCAGAGAUGGAGGAGCUUCAUCGCUCCUCUGCCUCUGAAUAUUCCCCACAAAGUCUGGACUCAGAAGCUGAGGGGUAUGAGUCUAAACUUUAUAAAUCUGGCAGUGAGUACAACCUGCCUACCUUCAUGUCUCUAUACUCACCGGUGGAGAAGUCCUCCACAACAACAACCACCACUGCACCAUCUUCCACCUCUAAAGCUCUGAAGAGUGCUGAAGAGGUUUAUGAAGAAAUGAUGAGGAAAGCUGAGAUUCUCCAAAAACAACAGAAAUUACAGCAGCAGCAGCAACAUGGAAGACAUGCACCUUACUAUGAAGAGGACAUCAAUGGACAAAAUUAUGAUGAUGACUAUGAGUAUGACCAAGAUCAAACAGGAUAUGAUGAUGACAGUGGAGAGAAAGAAACAGAUAUCUAUGAAGAGAUCAGACAAACAUCUCAGAACAUCACUAAGAUGCAGCAGGCCACUGAUGAGCAGGUAGACAUUGAGAUUGAGAGCUCUUACCCAGAAAAGCAGCUCUUAGACACAGGCUCAGCCUUUGCUAAACUGCUGGAGCAAAGCAAUGCUCUCUUAACUCCAGGGACCAGCCCAACCCAGAUCUCAGCUCCUGUUUCUUUUGCAGAGACUGGGGGCCGGAUACCUGACGUUAGAGUAAGCCAGCACUUUACCUCAAAGGAUGGACACAAAGACAGAAUUAAAAGCCAAUCAGGAAAGAAUGGGAUAACUCCAGCAGUAGCUGCUACCACAAUUGCAGCUUAUGGAGUUUAUGCCAGGGAUGCAGUAACUCUUUCUCAAACAGCGUCAAGCCACACUAUAACUUCUACUCAAUCUGAUGUAAGUCGUCGACACACAGGUAGUGGUGGCACAUCCUCAUCCACUGUCUCAAGUGUAUGUAGCAAGAUUGCAGAAAUUACACAAGCUUACAGUCAGAGGGAAGUGCUUACCAGAAGGGUUGGGGAAACUAGAGGUGUCCAGGUACGAGAAAGCUCAACAUCCUCCGCUGAGAGGGUGAUUGAGCCACGUUCUCCCAAAUAUACCACCUAUUACAGAAGCACGAGUCCUCCUCUGUCUCCUUCACCGCCACCACCACAAAGCCCCACCCGAGCUCCUUCCAGAAGAGCUACUGCUGAGUUUUCUACACAAACUUUAAACUCAGCAUUGCGAAUGGAGUCUGGUACAUCUGGCUCUACUUCUCCAGUUAUGGCACAGGGAACUCAAACACUGCAUCGAUCAGUUUCUCCUCGACUCUAUCGGCAGCAGUCUUCUCAGGAUGCUCCAUACUCUCCACCUCCAAGCCCAGCAAGACCAAUGACAGUGAAUACUGCUACUUCUCCCCUGUCCUCACCCACCCGCUUCAGCCGCCAGUCAACGUUUGACUCCUAUUCUCCAUGUGGCAGUCCCCCAGACACGCCACCAUACCAACAGUCUCCCACACGGAGCUUCUAUCGAACGCAAAGAGUGGAAAAAGUGAAUGUCGGAACAAGUAUGGUCACCACAGCCAGCAUAUACAGCAGAGGGUCUGUCUCAAUGGAUAACAUAUCCCUCUGUAGAAUAUCUACAGUCCCAGGCACCUCAAGGGUAGAACCAGGCCAUAUGAUUCAAGGUGGAAGUGUGGUGGACCUUAGAACAGCCACUAAGCCAGGUCCUAUUAUCAUGACUGACCAGGGAAUGGAUCUCACCUCUUUAGCCACAGAUUGCAGGAAAUAUCAUGGUGGAUUAGAGGGCCAUAGACAUUCAACAAUUGUACAGCCCCUUAUUAUGAACUUGCACACCCAGGAGACCACCACACCAACCACUGUGAGUGUUACCGUGGCUGCAUCUAUGUUUAUGACACAACCCAAGCAACCAAUGGUUUAUGGUGAUCCCCAUCAAAACCGAAUAGAUCUAGGUCAGGGCAUGGGAUCAGCAGUGUGUCUCUCCCACAACAAAUCCCCAAUAUCUCCUCCAAUUGAUCCUGCUAUACCUAAAAUUGAUGCGAAGUUAGAAGAUCUCAGUAUUCAACAGAGAGAGCUACAAAAACAGCAAGAGAAGCUACAAAAACAGCAGGAGAUCCUUGAACAACAGCUACAACAACACCAUCAGAUGCAACACCAACAACAGGUCUCUACUCUAAACAGGUACAAUCUUGCUGGCCAGAUUUCACCUUUACUGAAAAAAGACUUGCUAGUUAGUCAAACUAGCACUGCAUCAACUGUGGUUAGUGCUGUAUCACCUGUCAUUAAUCCUGAGCUGUAUGGCACUGGUCCCAUUGAGAUAAAAGGUAAACCGAGCCCUCCAGGUUUGAUGGUAGGAGGUACAACACCACAUAGUAUGGUAGUGCAGGUGGAUGGAGGAAUGGAACUGAGCAGGGCAGUAACUCAACUUGUGAAGGUAGAACAGGGACAGGAUGCUGUGGAUUUGACAGGUGGACAAAUUAAAGCUGACAACCAACCAGCUUGCUGUGAUGUUGUUUAUAGACUUCCAUUUGGUGGAAGUUGUGUGGGUGUUCCAGAGAAGGAGGGCAUAAAGCCACCAUCAACCCCACCUAUUAGCUAUGAGUCUGAACAAGAAAGGCAACCUGGAAGAUACCAUGAGUAUCCAAUGGAUGCACGUAAGGCCUACACAUUACCUUAUCCUGGUAAACUCCAGCCUUCAAUGUCUGACACUAACCUUGCUGAUGCUGGGCUACAAUCCUAUUAUUCCAAACUGGAACCCCACCUUCAAACAUCAGGUGAUCCUGCCAUGGACUUAACUGCAAUGAAACAAAGCUAUGGAGGUUAUGUGGGGAUGCAAUAUGGGUCUUAUACAGAUUUACGGCAUGGAGGGGACAUUGCAGCCCAAACAUUGCCCAUAAGAAGAUUUAAUUCCUUGUCUAACAUUAGCUCAGAUUAUGGCUACUCUGCUCGUGACAUUGCUAGCUUCCAAGAAGCUAAUUUGGCCCAGUACAGUGCUACAACUGCAAGAGAGAUCAGCCGAAUGUGUGCGGCACUUAAUUCCAUGGAUCGAUAUGGAAGCAACCCAGAUUUGGUCCAGUUUGGCAGCUUGGGAAGAGGUACUGGCCCAGGAGCCUCAAGACUUGCAGCGGGGCUAGGAAUGAGACAAAAUCUCCUCUUUGGGCUGGAUGGAAAGCCAAUCUCUCACGGUCAGGCACUGGCCAACCUUAUUAAUGCCAGACAGGCAAGUCUAAGAGCUAUGUACCCAGCUGCCAUAAGAUCUUCUGAUGGAAUGAUUUAUUCUACUAUUCAGACACCCAUUGCAUCAACACUUCCGAUCACAACUCAACCUGCAUCUGUUCUUAGACCACUUCUGAGAGGAGUGUACCGGCCAUAUGCUUCCCCCAACUUGACACCAGUGCCACUUUCCAGUCUUACAAGACUACCAAUGAGCCCUAGAAUACCUCUAACUGGGGCAGCCCCUGUCCGUUAUCCAGCACCAGGACUUCUUCAAACAACUUCAGCCACCGCCACCACCACUAUAGCUGCAUCAACAUCAGCACCAUUAGGGGCUCUUGCUUCGGUGACAACUGCUAGCUCAACAAUUCAAGAUGAGCCAGUCUACCUUGGCAAGGGUGCUAAAGUGACUUCCUCCUCAUCAGAGACCCCCCCGGUCCAUGGAGCAGUUGUCAUACCAUCUGACACACAGCAGCAGCCAAUAAACCUGUCCCAGGCACACCUGAAUACCCAGCAACAACAGCAAGACAAACCAGGGACUAUGACACAACAGCCACAAGCUCCUGCAGCAAGCCAAACCUAUCCACCCUCAAGCCCUGCACUCACCCAUGGCUAUCCCCAACCCCCUGCAGGCCCGUCUAUCCCUGCUGGCAGUCUACCCAGUGCAGGUGGUCUUCCUCCCUUUCCUCCACCAGGUGCCAUGCAUAAGGAAGGUGAAACCGAGGCAGAGAGGCUGCACCGACAGCAAGAGCAGCUUCUACAAAUGGAGAGGGAACGUGUGGAACUGGAGAAACUUCGGCAACUCCGUCUGCAAGAGGAGCUGGAACGGGAGAGGAUAGAGCUCAAACUGCACAGGGAGAAGGAGCAGAUGCUGGUGCAGAGAGAGUUGCAGGAGCUACAGACCAUCAAGGAACAGGUUCUCCAGCACCAACAGCAUGAACGGGAGAAACAACUUGUUCUGCAGCGGGAGCAGCUGGCUCAGCAGAAGGCCCAGCUAGAUCAGAUCCAGUCUUUGCAGCAGCAGCUCCAGCUUCAGCUGGAAGAGCAGAAGAGGCAGAAAUCAGCUGCAACCGCUCAGAACAUGCAGCUGGAUGCGAAUGGAGAGCCGUUGCACCCCUACCUCGACUCUCAGAUGAGCUCUCGCUCCCUCCCAAACUCCUCCUCUGAGAUGUGCCUGAGAACGCAGGAGGAGCACAUGGAGGCCAGGGCCAGCAUUAGGAAGCACAGCUCCAUGAGCAGGUUGAGCAGGGAUGCUCUGGAUGGAGAUGGUGUGAUGUUCUAUGGCUCCCCCCGCAGGAUUGUGGAUAGUUGUGUGCAGACUGAUGACGAAGAUGGAGAGGAGAGGUAUAUGAUACGCCACCGUACCAGGAGGCGUGGCCGCAGCGUUGACUGCUCCGUGCAGACAGACGACGACGAGGACAAGGCUGAAUCAGGGCAUCCCGUCCGCCGAAGACGUUCCCGUUUCUCCCGCCAUUCGGAGUCAAGUGCAGCUGGAAGCAGCUCGACCGCCACCUCAGCGGCUGAAACCAAAAGUGAAGUGCCUAAGAUGGUUUCCUCCAGCAUUGCAAUCCAGACCAUCAGGGAGAUGUCCUGCCAGACGGAAGUGGAGCACUUAGGGAGAGUUUCCCCGUCAAUCCACGUCACAAUGCCAGACCCCAAUAAAGUCGAGAUCGUUCACUACAUCUCCGGUCCGGAGCGAACGCAAAAAGGACAAUCUCUUGCAUGUCAGACGGACUCAGAAGCCCAGUCGCAGGGUGUUGUAGCUCCCCAGCUCAGUGUACCAACUACCAUCAGUCCAUAUUCUUCCUCCACCAGUACUGGCACACAGCAGUCUGGUUCUUCUGACCUGCUGACCCAGCAGCGCCAACAGCAGCACAUCUCAGCCAAUGCAGCCAAGUUCGAGCGACGCCGGCCCGACCCUCUCGAUAUAAACUAUCAGCCACACAACCACCUCCACAACGAAUCAAUCUCCAGCAUCAUCAGACAGCAGCAGACCGCUCCAAAGUCUCCACAGGUCCUGCACUCGCCUGUCUCACCAGUGUCCCCCCACCGCCUGUUGGAGGCCACUCUGUCGAGCGAGAGGCUGAACAAGGCCCACGUCACGCCGCAGCAGAAGUCCUACACAGCCGAGUCCCCACAGCGACACCCGUCCAUGCCCCGACCCAUGAAGUCCGCCCAGAGAUCUAUGUCGGACCCAAAGUCCCUUAGCCCCACCGCAGACGAGCACACCAAGGCCAGACUGUCCCUGUACCAACAACAAGCAUUACAGAGUCAGUUGGCAGCCUUACAGCAGAGCUCACUGCUUCGAAAGGUCAAGCGAACCCUGCCCAGCCCUCCUCCAGACGAGACCGCUCAAUCAGCUCACAUGCCCAUGAUGACACCUGUCCUCCAACAGGCCUACCUGCCCUCCAUGCCCAGCCUGAAGCCCAGCUCAAGGUCUGGUUUAGCCGCCAAAGCCAGCCUCCUGAAAGAUCUAACGCACGAGCUGAAGGCUGUCGAGCAAGAGUCCACCAAGCUACGAAAGCAGCAAGCUGAACUGGAGGAGGAAGAGAAAGAGAUUGAUGCUAAGUUGAGAUACCUUGAACUUGGAAUCCACCAAAGGAAAGAGACACUGGUUAAGGAGAGGGAAAGAAGAGAUAUCGCCUACCUGAGAUGUAUGGGGGACACUCGGGAUUACAUGUCUGAUAGCGAGUUGAACAACUUGCGUUUAGCAGCUGCAGCUGCUUCACAUGAGACCAAUGGACUAGUAACGACCAGACCAAGUACUGCUCCUCUAAGCCAGUUUUCCAGUGACCUCAACAUGGGAGCCCAGUACCCACCAACCUCAUCCUUCCUCUCUAGUCAAUAUCCCCAGAGUCAACCGGCAGCUCCAUCCCAACAAUCAAGUGCUCCAUAUCAAUCAUCCACAUUCAAUCAGCCUCCCUACCCAACAGUAUCCCAGUCACAGGCAUUGCCACAACCCACACCUCUUCAAAGCCAUGCCCCACCUCCCGGACCUCCUUACCAGUCCCAAACCUCAUAUCCAUCCCACACCUAUCCUCAAACCCAGCCCCCAUAUCCCCAGACAGACAUGGGGAUACCAGCAGCACCUCAGCCUCAACCAGGACCCACAGGUUUUGGACCUGCACCCCCGGGUCAGCCCCCAUACCCCACCCACAGCUCACCGUAUCCCAGUGCUGUGUCCUCCUACCCCAGCCAGACAGCUCCAUAUCCUGGGCAACCGCAAGCUGAUAUCCUGACAGUUCAUCCAGGAAGGCCGCGGCAGACUUCACUGGCUGAUCUUGAGCACAAAAUGCCAACCAACUAUGAGACAAUUAGCAACCCUACAGUUGUGGUGACAACGACCGCCCAAGAUGCUACCUUCUCAAGUGCACCUCCGUCCUAUGGUCAAUACACAGGAACAACAACCAUGGCGAGCUCCUAUGGGCCGUAUGGCUCUGCACCGGUCUCUAGCAGCUAUGGUGGAUACUCUACUAUGCCACCAAGUACCUACGGUCCAUAUACUUCAGCAUCAGUUAGUACGUACGGCCUAUAUACUACUACCAAUGCUAAUACUUAUGGCUACACCACCACUACUGCCAGCUCCUAUGGACAGUACCCAUCCACAGUUUCCAGUGCCUAUGGACACCCAGUCGACAGCCCUUCCACCUACAGCACAGCAAACGGAAUGUACGGGGCUCCGGGCUUAGAGCAAAACAUUCCAAGAAACUACAUGAUGAUCGACGACGUAAGUGAGCUGACGGCAAAGGAUGGGCUGGGCACAACAACAGCGGACAUGAUGCAUCAUGGCAGCGGCAGUGGGCGUUACCCGGGCGACAUCCACGGCCACGGCAGCACCACGGGCAGCACGGCGCGUGGGGGAACUGGCAGCUCUCCUUACGGCAGGGCACCUGAGGAGGAAACAGCGAUGCAGGAUGAGCUGUACGACCACCAUGGCAGGGGUAAGAGCAGCUACAGGCACGGACCCCUAGGGGGCAGCAGCAGCAGCGUGAGCACUAGCAUGGGUGGGGGAUUCCCCUAUUACUAUGACUACGACGGCAAACAUGGCAGCAUCCGCUCUGGGGUACAGAAAAACGUGUUCUCCAGAAGCCUUCUGGCUCCUGCCGUCAUGUCCUCGAAGCGCAGCAAGCACCGAAAGCUGGGGAGUAUGGAGCAGAAAAUCUCAAAGUUUUCCCCCAUCGAAGAGGCACGGGACGUGGAAACAGAUCUGGCUUCCUACUCCUCAACAACAAACGGUGGGGCAUACCCGUCCUCCAACGUUCGAGGGCGUCAGCUGAUGGAGGAUUAUGGCUUUAAGAGGAGUGCUUACGAGGGCAGCAGUGGCACCGCCCAUGGUAGUCGCUACUAUGGUAUGGUGGUGGACGACGAUGAUCGGAUUUACUACACCUCCACUGGCCGCUCUCGUUCCCAUGGCUACGGCAUGGACAAAAUCUCAGCCAAAGACUACCAUGGGUAUCGCAGCCGAUCCUACGAGAGAGACGACCGCUCCUACAGCGCUGGCCACAGGGGGCGCCGCCCAACCAGACAGUACUCUGAGGAGGAGAGUCCACUGAGCCCCUUGGGGAGGCUCGUGAGUUCUGGGCGAUCUUCAAGCUUAGGGCCCGACCCGUAUGACAGUCGCAGCAGUAGAUAUCAUUACUAUUAUGGACAAUAUGGUUCUAGUCACUCGCUGCCAGAUGUUCAAGACCACAUACGAGACCUGCCGCGGACCCACGUCUACAAAUCGGAUGAUACGUACAUGAUAGAUGAUUAUUAUUGCGCUGUGUCAGACAGUGAAGCCUACCAUCUGGGCCAGGAAGAAACAGACUGGUUUGAGAAGCCACGCUCCAGUUCUCGACACUACAGCAGCCACUCAUCUGGGAGGAGUCGGCAUAGUGUCAAACACACCUAUCAUGAUUAUGACGAGCCUCCUGAGGAGGACUUGUGGCCUCAGGAUGAGUAUGGCCACGGAGGGCGACACUCAUCUUCCCGUGACCACAGGCAUCACGGCAGUUCUAGCCGCCACUCGUCAUCACGCCACUCCGAUGAAUUAAGAUCCACAAGGUCUUCUAAAGGGCAUCCGAAAGACCCUUUGAUGCGUCACGACCCCUCGGGACGGUCGUCUUCGGCAGGAAGGCGUGGUGAGUCGAGGUCUGGGGGGUAUCACUCGUCUGACUACUCCCGGGAUCCAUCUGGACACCAUCACGGCCAAAGGUCCUCCAGGCAGGGAGACCCGCACAGGUCCUCGCGCAGCAAAUCCCAAGGUCCAAUGGACAUGCAGGGCCAACCACCAGGCUCCUCCAGGUCUGGUAGCAGCUCUGUGCGGGGUCAAGGGUUGGCCGGUGGGCCUGCAGGAUCAGGGAGACAAGGCGGGCCCGGUCCUCAGACAGAUGGAACUCAAGGACAGAGGACGCCGCUCCAGCAGCAAGCCCAAACAUCCGCCAACAGGCCGGGGCAGCCUGGUACCACCACAACCCCUGGGCCCCAGCAGCAGACCCCAGCCCAAGGAGGACAAGGCAUGGGGAUGGGAGUGGGCCAGGGUCAGGCCAAGCCAGGACAGAUGGGACCAGCAGGGGGGCCGAUGGGCCAGGCCAGGCAGACAGGUCCAGCAGGAACCACACCGACACCCAUGACGAAGAUCGAGACACCUCCAGCAACAGCUAUCGGAGCCAAAGCUGCACCCAUCAUGGCCUCAAAGACCGCCGGACCCCCACUCACUGGAAUAGGCUCCAAGGCGGCUCCUAGACCCGGAGGGAUUGGCAGCGCGGCGGCCGGCCAGCCAGGCAUGGAGGGAGAAGGCAUGUUUUCAAAGAUCCUCCCUGGAGGAGCAGCAGAGCAGGCCGGCAAACUGGGAGAAGCCAUUUCCGGUUUUGGCAAGAAGUUUACCUCUUUCUUCUGAGGUAACAACAAUAAGGACUAAUAAAUGUAAAAAUAAAACAAGUGACGAGGCCUCGUACCAGAAAAACCUGUGAAGUUCCCUCUGCUUAUUCUUUACGGAGAGAGAAAGAAAAAGAGACAGGAAAGUGGGAGCAGAACUGAGUCAACUGCCAACGAGGACUGGGAUCCUCCAGAAACCUCCUGUCUUGAACCUGAGCACAGCACACUGCCAGAGAGAACCUGCAGCUCUCUGACAGGCCAGACAAUCAGUAAGUUAAAGCCAACAUCCAUCUUCAGGUGAGCUCUUUUUCUUGUGCCACCCUCAUCCCAGGAACCAAAACCUGCAUCAGCUACCAACGUCCACACCUGUUCGCUAUAUGAAAGAUCAGCUCGGAGCAGCAAACCAUGGAAAACUGUCAAAGUUAGCCAGCGGUGAGAGCCACACAUACACAGCUGAACACCGGACGAAGCGCCGAAUCCUGCAUCACACCUCUGACCAAACUACACUCAAGAAGGUCCUUUCU
Oryzias melastigma (Indian medaka) is the source of this 13182-nucleotide messenger RNA. RefSeq names its product bassoon presynaptic cytomatrix protein a (gene bsna). Lineage: Eukaryota; Metazoa; Chordata; Actinopteri; Beloniformes; Adrianichthyidae. Gene Ontology annotation, cellular component: axon; GABA-ergic synapse; cytoskeleton of presynaptic active zone. The record is from RefSeq and is a predicted model, not a curated record. Gene Ontology annotation, biological process: protein localization to synapse; presynaptic active zone assembly. Gene Ontology annotation, molecular function: metal ion binding; structural constituent of presynaptic active zone.